CAUCCUUCCUGACAUCCAGCGGUUUGUGUAUGGCUUUACAGGAGAGUACAACAAACAGUCAUUAACACAUCUUAUCUUUGUAAAGCUUUUGCUACCGCCAGCUGCAUGCUUUACAAAGGCCAGUUUUUUUUUGAAACCUAUUGUCGGUUCCGUCUUACGUCUUGUGCCAAGAAGUGUCAAGACUCUUGAAGAAGCGAAAAUGUCAGACAACGGCGGUGCAACAGUCGGCCUGUUUUCCUACGAGAUCCUCGUGCAUGCGGUUGCGGGGGCGGUGGGCAGCAUGACUGCAAUGAGCGUGUUCUUUCCACUGGACACUGCUCGUCUCCGCUUACAAGUGGAUGAGAACCGGAAGUCUAAGUCCACUCCUCUCAUCCUGGCAGAGAUUGCGAAGGAGGAGGGGAUCCUAUCUCUGUACCGCGGCUGGUUUCCCGUCAUCUCCAGCCUCUGCUGCUCCAACUUUGUGUACUUCUACACCUUCAAUUCCCUGAAGAGGGUGUGGUCAACAAGCGGUGUCCAAUCCAGUCCCAGCAAAGACCUGUUCAUGGGCUUCAUCUCUGGCGCCGUGAACGUGCUCCUGACCACGCCCAUGUGGGUGGUCAACACACGUCUCAAACUGCAGGGCGCCAAGUUCCGGAACGAGGACCUGCACCAGACGCACUACAAGGGCAUAUUUGACGCCUUCUCCCAGAUUAUCGCGAACGAGGGCGUGUCCACACUGUGGAACGGUGUGCUGCCCUCAUUGGUCCUGGUCUUCAACCCUGCAGUGCAGUUCAUGUUCUAUGAGGCCAUGAAGAGGAAGGCGGGGCGAGGGGGAAGGAAGAUUUCAUCGGCAGAGAUAUUUUUGAUAGGGGCGGGAGCCAAAGCCAUCGCCACCACAGCAACAUACCCUCUACAGACUGUUCAGGCCAUUCUGAGGUUCGGACAGUACAAAGCAGAAGGGAAGAGCGGCCUCCUGGGAAGCUUGCAGAGUGUGGUGUCCCUGCUGAUGGACAGAAUCAGGAGGCACGGGGUGCUUGGUCUGUAUAAAGGCCUGGAGGCGAAGCUCCUGCAGACGGUUCUGACCGCGGCGCUGAUGUUUGUGGUGUAUGAGAAAAUCACUGCAGCCACCUUCAGGGUCAUGGGCCUGAACCGGAAACUGAAACGCUGAGGCCCCUACUGGACCUUCCUGGAUCAGCACCGCCGCCGAACCCAGACUACCCUUUCUACCUUCUCUCUGCACGUGUACACAAACACACACACACACACACACACACACACAGACUGUAUCCUUAGGAAAAUAGUUUUGUCACUUCCUCCUAGAGAAUAAGGGACUGUGAGGUGAGGAGCUAGCCUGGAGUUUCAGUAUGGUGGCAUUAUUUUUUUCCUCCUUUGGUGCUGCACCUUAAGUGCCCCUUCCACAUGUUUUUGGAUUAUGGGCACAAAUGACAAAAAAAAUAACAAAACCGUUAUGCAAAUAUCGUGUUAUACACAGCUGCUGACUAUGUGAGAGUUUUCAGAGGACCGUUGUUGGAAGCCUCUUGGCUCGGUGCAUGGCCUUGUUCCUGCUACAGCGUCUGUACAGACCCAGGCUUUAUACAGAGCUUCUGCAGUGGGAAUGCAGUGGGCUAUACUUUUAACGUUUGUCAAAUUAUCAGCUGACGGGCCAUCGUGUGACUGAACGGUCCUUUCCACACCUGCAGCCUUAUCCGGAAAGUUCCCAUAGGUGCGGUGCACAUUAAAAUGUGGCAGGACGUUAGCCUUUACGAUUCACUUGUUCUGCGUUGUGUGUGAGAAAAUGACUCGAACGAUCUGAAGCGUCGCGUAUUCUAUGCCUUCUGCAUAUUUGCCUCUCGGAAGUGAGUGGUGGCAACAGUCAUAAGCGCUGUCACCAUAGCUUUAUUUUUUACUAAACUGAUUAAGCAUUUAACUGUGAAUUAAGCUACCAAUUUAAUGCUAGCCAGAGGGCAAGUGAUGCUCCAUCAUAGGUAUUACUAUAAACUAGCCAGUCUCUUGGGUCCCUUCAUUUUCCUUUGACUACAAGAAGUUUUGGUUAGGAUACCAGGAUUUACUGGUGCCGUGUUUGCUUAUGAAAGGGCGUAAAAUUUUAGGGAAAGGAUACCUCAAUGUUAAAAACACAGCCUCUUAUUUGUCUAUAGCACUGGUUCUUAAACUUUUUAAUAUAACUUAUAUACAACUUUCAGCGACUGUUCCAAUACACAUACUAGCAUAACCUAGUUGACCCAACCCAUCAUUUAAAAAACACUGGCCUAUAGUAAUAUGUAGCUCCUUUUGAGGAAUUAUUUUCAGGAAAUAGAACAUAAAAUUAGGUUUAUUUAUCAAAUAGAUCUUACAUUUUGAUUGAUUAAAAUUGUCAGUAGCGUUUCAAAGUGUUCAGUGUCUCCCUUCCAAAACCAUAAUUAUGAUUUACUGUACAGUACAAGUCGGUUCCAUGGUAUCAAAACUGGUGACCUGUAGCACCUUGUAUAACACCCGCCAGUCUGGACCCACAGAGCCUGUUUUGAGCCUGUUUUAAACCCGGCAGUCUGGGAUCAGAAGCCACUUGCAGGCAAAGAAUUCUGCAUGUUAGUUUACAAUUACAGACAGAAAGCUAAUGCAAUACUUACUCUACUUGAAUUCAUCUUAAAAUUACAUUUUGUAUCUUUUAAAAUUUAUUUUGGUGUAAUUUGUACUAAAUUAACUGAAUGUACUUUUUUGUUAUGGAUUGAUUUAUUGUUAGGAGAAAUAAAGGGGUCACAGUUUGGAAAA
Molecule: messenger RNA, 2745 nt
Organism: Conger conger (European conger)
Lineage: Eukaryota; Metazoa; Chordata; Actinopteri; Anguilliformes; Congridae
Gene: slc25a17l
Product: solute carrier family 25 member 17-like
Exons: 9
Coding region: 200-1147 (315 amino acids)
Cellular component (GO): peroxisomal membrane
Molecular function (GO): coenzyme A transmembrane transporter activity; NAD transmembrane transporter activity; FAD transmembrane transporter activity
Source: RefSeq, a predicted model, not a curated record